Fonsecaea erecta is the source of this 1125-nucleotide messenger RNA. RefSeq lists its product as hypothetical. NCBI's taxonomy places the organism in Eukaryota, Fungi, Ascomycota, Eurotiomycetes, Chaetothyriales, Herpotrichiellaceae. The coding region runs from base 1 to 1125 and encodes 374 amino acids. The record is from RefSeq and is a predicted model, not a curated record. The transcript is spliced from 2 exons. Gene Ontology annotation, molecular function: oxidoreductase activity.
AUGCCGCGAAACGCUGUAACUAUCCGAAGAGUCGAGGGCGUCCCCGGAGAGGUGUACUAUCCGCUUGAGACAAUGACCUACGUCGACCCAGAACCCGAAGAAGAGGAGGUUAUUGUGCAAAUGACGGCAGCAGCUCUCAACCAUCGAGACUAUUUCAUCCGACAACAUCUCUAUCCCGGUACGACAUUUGGGGUUCCUCUUCUGUCCGACGGCUGCGGUGUCGUCGCUGCGACAGGAUCGUCAGCCAAUGCCAAAAGGUGGUUGGGAAAGAGAGUUAUUCUGAACCCAGGCAUCGGGUGGAAAUGCAGCCCCGAAGGACCCGAGGACUCGGCGGGAUAUAGAUAUCUCGGAGGCACCAAGUUUCACCCGCAGGGAACUUUGUCUGAGACUGUUCGUGCCAAUUGGGUUGAGGUUGUGGAGGUUCCAGAACACCUGACUGACACCGAAGCUGCUGCCUUGCCACUCGCCGGACUGACUGCCUGGCGAGCUCUUGUCACUAAGAGUGGAGCGGCAGCUCCAAAUCGGAAUAUCCUAGUCACAGGCAUUGGAGGUGGUGUGGCUUUGAUGGUGUUGUUGUUUGCAUCAGCAAUGGGAGCCAACGUUUAUGUGACAAGUGGAUCAGACGAGAAACUCGAGAAAGCCAGGCGCCUCGGCGCCCGUGGAGGGGUGAAUUACAAUGCCAACCUGUGGGAGAAGGAGCUUGUCAAGGUGUUGCCUGCCGAAAGGCCUUUCUUUGAUGCCAUUAUUGAUGGAGCAGGCGGCGAUGUGGUGGUUAAUGGUACAAGAGUCCUCAAGGCAAGAGGUGUCAUAGUUUCAUAUGGCAUGACCCUCGGCCCCAAAGUAACCUAUUCGAUGGGUGCUGUUUUGAAGAACAUCGAGAUACGUGGCUCUACCGGAGGAUCUCGCAAGGAAUUUGGGGACAUGGUCCAGUUCGUGAAGGACCAUCGUAUCGUUCCUAUCAUCUCUUCAGUAGUCGAAAAUGCUUUGGAAGAUCUGGGAGAACUGGACAAGUUAUUCCACAAGAUGAAAGACCAGAGCCAAUUUGGAAAACUGGUUGUCACAAUAGGUCAAGGACAGUCAAACGCCGAGACACCUGGAGGAACUCAACAGGCUCAUAAAAUAUAA